GUGAGAGCGGAAGAAAGCGAAGCUUUAAGCUUUUCACUGAAGGGAGAGAAAGCUUGCUCGCAUUCCAAUUCCCCGAAGAAGAAGAAGCGGGCCGCUGAGUGAUCCUGCGAGUUUAUUGCGAUCGGAGUGGAGACAUGCUUGUUCAGAACCGCUCCGCCCCCGACCCUCGCCUUCUUACCAACCACCGCAGCUCCACAGCUUCCGCGGUUGCUACUUCCGGCAGUUUCAGCAAGGGUUUCGACGAUAUCGCUUCCUGGACCUUCGAAAACCUCUCUAAGAUCGUUAUUGCUGGUUUUCUCAUUGCCUCCGCAGCCGCAGUCCUCAUCCUCCUUCCGGGCAUUGGCGAUACCGCUGCUUUUCUUUGCUUCGAGAGAUCUGAGUCCUCCAACUUCGAUUCGUCUCGUAUUCGCCUUCCCUCGGUAAACUGGAACUCUAUUCCCCAUAUUGCUCCUACCCUAUCAGAUCCGCACUAUUCCUUUCGCGCAGAACGUUGGAUCGUAGUCGCUGCUCCAUCUCACUCCCUGCCCUCAGCUACCCUCCGCCGCUUGGCUGGCAUCAAGGGCUGGCAGCUUCUUGCCGUGGCCACCUCCCAGACUCCUGUCGACUUCUCACUUAAAGGCGCUAUUAUUCUCUCACUCGACCUUCAAUCCCGCCUCGGCUUCCGCUCCACCGACUACCUUCCUUAUGAUUCCCACGUCCGCAAGUCCAUCGGCUACCUAUUCGCCAUUCAGCACGGCGCUCGCCUGAUCUAUGACACGGACGACCGGGCCGAUGUCGUAGAUGGUGACCUCGGCCGUCGAUUUGAUCUACAGCUCUCGGCCGGCAGCGAAAUCCUACUUCAGUACAGCCAUCAUGAUCCCAACCGCACCGUCGUCAACCCCUAUAUCCACUUCGGCCAGCACUCGGUCUGGCCUAGGGGUCUCCCUCUCGAUUGCGUCAGCAAAAUCGAUCGUGAAGAGUUCUACACGGAGGUCUAUGGCGGUCAUCAGUUUAUACAGCAAGGCCUCUCUGACGGGCUACCUGAUGUAGACGCGGUGUUCUAUUUUACCCGAAAGUCCUCCGGGCUUGAGGCAUUUGAUCUCAGAUUCGACGCGGAUGCUCCCAAGGUGGCGCUUCCUCAGGGAACGAUGGUUCCUGUUAACUCGUUCAACACUCUUUUCCACUCCCAGGCUUUCUGGGCUAUGAUGCUUCCCGUCUCGGUUAGUUCCAUGGCAUCUGACGUGCUGCGGGGAUACUGGGCGCAGAGGAUUCUUUGGGAAAUUGGUGGCCAUGUUGCUGUUUAUCCACCGACCAUCCACCGCUUGGACAAUGCACAAGCCUACCCUUUUGCAGAAGAGAAGGACCUUCAUGUCAAUGUGGGCAGGCUAAUUGAUUUCUUGUUGUCAUGGAGGUCAAACAAGCACACCCUUUUUGAGAGGAUUUUGCAUCUUAGCUAUGCCAUGGCUGAGGAGGGGUUCUGGUCGGAGCUGGACAUGAGGUUCACUGCAGCCUGGCUACAGGACUUGCUGGCUGUUGGGUACCAGCAGCCAAGGUUGAUGUCUUUGGAGCUGGAUCGGCCAAGGGCAAUGAUUGGGCAUGGGGAUAAGAAGGAAUUUUACCCCAAGAAGCUUCCUUCUGUGCAUCUUGCAGUGGAGGAGGUUGGGAUUGUGAGCAGUGAGAUUGGAAACCUCAUCAAGUGGAGAAAGAACUUUGGAAAUGUUGUGCUUGUGAUGCACUGUGGCAGGCAGGUGGAUCGAACGGCUCUGGAGUGGAGGUUGCUGUAUGGUAGGGUGUUCAAAACUGUAAUAAUAUUAUCAGAGGAGAGAAAUGCAGAUCUCAUGGUGGAACGCGGUCAGUUGUCGCAUGCAUACAAGUACUUGCCCAAGAUAUUUAGCAGGUAUGCUGGAGCAGAUGGCUUUAUAUUCCUCCAGGAUAAUAUGAUUCUCAACUAUUGGAAUCUCCUCCAAGCUGAUAAGAACAAACUAUGGAUUACCAACAAGGUUCCUGAAUCAUGGAUUACUGCUAAAAUUGAUUCCAACAGCUCCCAGUGGCUUGUAAACCAAGCAUCUCUAGUGAAGCAGGCUGUUAAUAACUUCCCAGCUCAUUUCCAAACCAACUUCAAGGAUAGCAAUGGCGACGAGAGUCUCACUAUCUGCGGGAGCGAGUUAUUCUAUAUCCCUCGGCGUUUUGUCGGCGACUUUGUCGAUCUUGUUGAGCUCGUAGGCAAUCUUGAUAUUCAUCAUAUGGUUGCAGUGCCUCUGUUCUUUAUGGCUUUGGAUUCACCUCAGAAUUUCGACUCUGAUUCUUUGUCAAGAACUUUGUAUUUGAAAGACAAUGGGGAAACUAGUUUCAAUCUUAGUAGUUAUUCGGCUCAAGUUCCUGCCCUCUAUCCCUUCAGCAUAAGCAAUGAGUCGGAGUUCAUAAAGCUUAUUAGAGUAAUGGCUUCUGGGGAUCAGCUUUUGAAGGAAAUGGUAUGAAAUUAGCAUAUUUUAAGCUUCGUUUGGGAUAGCUUUUUGUUGUUUUCUAAAGUAUCUUUUUAAUACAAAAAAUUUUGUACUAAAAGAUUACUUUAGAAAACAGUAAGAAAGCUGUCUUAAACGAAGCCUUACUCAUCAUUUGAUUUAUUUUGGGAAGAGUAUAGUAAAUGUUUAAUUGUUGAGUGAUAUUUUGCACUUAAAGUAAAUUCAAUGCAUAUAAUUUUUUUUUUCUUGCUUUUACAUUGUUGAAGAUGCAAUACAUUCAUUUUAGAUGAUUUGUUGAGAACUUUUGAAUGUAUAUUAAUAGCAAAUUCUGACAGUUUUGUUUUA
Molecule: messenger RNA, 2786 nt
Organism: Dendrobium catenatum
Lineage: Eukaryota; Viridiplantae; Streptophyta; Magnoliopsida; Asparagales; Orchidaceae
Product: probable glycosyltransferase STELLO1
Exons: 3
Coding region: 135-2456 (773 amino acids)
Source: RefSeq, a predicted model, not a curated record